GUCAACGGAGUGGAGUACUCCCUGAAUCCCGCCCUCCACGAUUAGGGAUGACCAAGAACUCUGUCAGAAGCCAUUCGGAGACGAUAUCCAUUUGGGACUCAAGACUGGAGAGUGGCUUGGGAGCUUGACGGGAGAAACCGCCCAAACCAUUGGUGGCCGGGACAAUGAAUGAAUGGCCACAAUGCCAAUCAAUGGAGAUGGCCUGCCGUUGCCAAGAAUAGAUCCUUCUCGUCGUCUCGCCGCCAUCCUUUCUGCAUCAUCCCAUCAGGAUCGCGAAUAAUUCUACGGAUUAUACGGAGUAGACCACAACAGGCAAUGACUUGCAAAGGUCUUUGCCCGGUUCCUGACUCUCUGCUGCUCAUCUCAAACCGCGCCAACCCACUUGGUCCCGCCGACGCCCGCCAUGGGCGCCAAGAUUGGCUCGCUAACGCAAGGGCGACAGCCAGCUCAUCCCCAGCCAAGCCGCGAGAUCUGAUCCGGCCUCCGCUGGGCCGUUUCACCUUCGAACCAUUCAGCAGCGCUCCCGGCCUCGCCGCAAUGGCCUCAUAUAUCCGCUUCCCUUGGCGGGGAGGCAAAUUUGACAGGAGUCACCGGACGGGCGAUAGUCCAUGGCUCGACCUGUCUCCCCUUCUCCCCUCCCCACUCGGCGAUGCAUUGACUCGAUGGGGAUGGGCCCUGAUGCUGGGCCCGGAGGAGCUCCAGCCAGGAGCCAAGGGCGUGAAAGGUGAUGGAUAAGCGGAGGAAGGUUUCGCUUGAUCAUUUCAUUCCCCACGCCUGGAAAGAGUCCUCC
Messenger RNA from Aspergillus ibericus CBS 121593, 790 nucleotides. RefSeq lists its product as uncharacterized. The record is from RefSeq and is a predicted model, not a curated record. Bases 169 to 735 code for a protein of 188 amino acids. The transcript has a single exon. NCBI's taxonomy places the organism in Eukaryota, Fungi, Ascomycota, Eurotiomycetes, Eurotiales, Aspergillaceae.